This is a messenger RNA of Bursaphelenchus xylophilus (pine wood nematode), 932 nucleotides long. The record is from the annotation of a GenBank genome assembly. NCBI's taxonomy places the organism in Eukaryota, Metazoa, Nematoda, Chromadorea, Rhabditida, Aphelenchoididae.
AUGCUCAAAUUCCAAGUGAAAGCAUCUGAUCUGAGGUCCCGAGCUCAUUCCCCCAAGUCCCUGAGGGGGAAAUGUCCUCCGCCUCCACCACCUCAUCGAACCUUGAUCCAUGUGAGGAAUGGGCAGAGUCCAAGUUGUUCUUCUUCCAUGUCAGGUUCAAGUCUCGACCUCUCGCCUUCCAGUUCGGGAGGUUCAAGCUUUAGAAAGUCGACUUCCUUGAGCUCUUUGAGUUCCAUUGAGAGCUCGGAUUCUACAGAAGGAGUAGGUUCUUUUAUAAACCAUCUUAAAUUAGGAAACUAAUCUAACGACGACUUUUCCAGGGAUAUGUUAAGGUUUUUACCGGAAAUAUCAAAGCCGAUACUGAUUACAAAACUGUCAAGAUUACUCACAAUACAAAUGCCAAAACAAUUAUUGGGAUGGUGAUGGCCAAGUUCCGAUUAACUUAUAAGGACAGCAACCUCUUCAGACUCUGCAUGGAAAUCCAAACACCGCAUCAUGGAGAAUACAUCAAGACAUUGCUUGAACUGGGUAAGAAAUAAUCAAGUUGUAAUAGUCUUAAAAAUUAUUGGAAAAUUAAUUAUGUUGUUUUAGAUGGGAAUGCCAAGGUUUUGGAGCUUCAGAAAUGCCAUCCUCAACAUCUCUGCCGGUUUAUUCUGAUCAUGGUGGACGACGCUGUCCUCGUUCGGGUCGAUGAUUCCUCCCUUUGUCCCCAGUCCAAUUACAAAUCCCUUCUUUUGGCCAGAAAUACAACUUCCAGAGAAGUGACCCGUCUUCUUUUACAAUUAUGUCGAAUUCCCGAGGCUAUCGAGAAGGAUUAUCGGCUCUUUCUGAAUCAUAAUGGAAUCGAAGCCCCGAUUCCAGAAGACGCUUUUGUCGCCGAUAUCUACAUGGAUUUACUCAGUAAUCAGAAAUUGGUGAUAAAGAAGAUAUGA